Gryllus bimaculatus (two-spotted cricket) is the source of this 858-nucleotide messenger RNA. The record is from the annotation of a GenBank genome assembly. Lineage: Eukaryota; Metazoa; Arthropoda; Insecta; Orthoptera; Gryllidae.
AUGGUUCCACAACAGCAGUGGAUACCUGAGGAGCAGGAUAAAUGGCAAAUUCCAGCUUGCUCUUUUUGCCAUAAUCAACUGAUAGGCGUUCCAUCAGCAAAGAAUACCACCGCCAAAGGAGUGAAAAAUCAGGAAACCCUGCAGACCAGUGCAUUGGUCAGCAAGUUUACGGACACGGUCCAGAACCAAGUCCACAAUUUCCUUGCCAAUAGUGUAGUGACCACGUGCAUAGUUGUUAGCAGCAUCCUCUUUUCCAUCACUCCCCAUACAAGUUAUCAAAGACUUACCAACAACUGUCGGCUCCAAGUCUACGAAUACUGCACGAGGGACGUGUUUCCCUGCGCCAGUUUCCAUGAAGAAGGUGUUGAAGGAGUCGUCACUACCUCCCAAGUAUUACCAUUGUAUACAGAAACUGAUGGUUGGAUGCCUAGACGUCUUAAGAACAUCUUCCUUCUUCUCAAAAUAUUCACAAUGGUUCAUGUUGCUCACAGAGAUAUGAAUACCCAAUGCCUAGAGUGCCAAUUGGGAUAUCCAGCCAAUAUUUCAGAUGAAAUAUUCUAUUCUAUUCUGUUCUUAUAUAAGAACCAUAAUAUACAUACCACAAAGGAGUCUUUGAAAGUUUUUAUGUCUGAAAAAAAUUCUUCCAAAGAAUAUUUAGACCUUUCAAAAGCAAAAUAUUCAGAUAAAUCUUCUAAAUCAUUUUUUAAAACAAUCAUAAAUCACAAUAAUGAAAAUUUGGAAAAUAGUACACUGUUCAUUGCUACAAAAGGCGACGAAGUUGAUCUGGAGGAGGAAGAUACUGAACAAGCUGCUCUAGCACACUUCCUGUCAGUACAGUGUCAUCACAUCGCAGAAUGA